Messenger RNA from Penicillium nucicola, 1830 nucleotides. RefSeq lists its product as uncharacterized. Gene Ontology annotation, molecular function: FAD binding. The transcript has 6 exons. Lineage: Eukaryota; Fungi; Ascomycota; Eurotiomycetes; Eurotiales; Aspergillaceae. The record is from RefSeq and is a predicted model, not a curated record. Bases 1 to 1830 code for a protein of 609 amino acids.
AUGACUAGAUUUCAUUUGCCCAAGGGCAAUAGUGGCCAGAAGGCGACGCCUAUUACUUCCAUCGAUACUCUUAUCAUCGGCACUGGGCCAGCGGGAGCAUCUUUAGCAUGCUUUCUAGCCUACUAUGGAAUUCGUGGAAUAAUGAUCAGUGCGUGCCCUACAACCGCGGAUACUCCACGGGCUCAUAUCACAAACAUGGCAGCAAUGGAAUGUCUCCGUGAUAUUGGCCUCGACAAGGAAUGCGAACGUCUUGCGACGAACGGCAUGAAUAUGAUGCACACUCGAUGGGCUUACAGUAUGGCUGGCGAGGAAUAUGCACGCAUUCAUUCAUGGGGACAUGACCCAAAGCGAAAGGGAGACUACGAAACCGCAAGUCCCUGUGAUCCGGUCGACCUCCCACAAACCAUUCUCGAGCCUAUACUUGUUCGAAACGCAACGCUCAACGGUUUCACCUGUCGAUUCGAUACACAAUUUGUGAGCUUCACACAGGACGAAGAGGGUGUCACAUCCACACUCAAAGAUUGCAUUACUGGGGCUCUAUACCAAGUCCGCUCCAAGUAUCUGUUCGGGGCAGACGGCGCCAGAAGUGAGGUCUUCCGACAAGCAGAGCUUCCUUUGGAUGUGCGGCCAGAUCAAGGACUUGCAUUUAACGUGCACUUGAAGGCAGACCUAUCUAGCUAUAUGCGAUACCGCACUGGAAAUCUGCAUUGGCUUUUACAGCCAGACAAGGAGCAUCCUUUGUUUGGUUGGGCUUGUAUUGCCCGAAUGGUGAAGCCUUGGGAUGAGUGGUUGUUUAUUGUUCUCCCGGAGCGCGGAAAGGAGAUGGACUGCAAUCCAUCCAACAAGGAGUGGGAAACCCGGAUGAAGGAAUUCAUUGGGGAUGAUUCUAUUCCCACCGAGAUCAUCGGUGUUUCCAAGUGGCGCAUUAACGAUGUUGUUGCAGAAAAGUUCUCUAGAGACAGAGUGUUCUGUCUUGGAGAUGCAGUUCAUCGACACCCACCUUCCAAUGGACUAGGCUCUAAUACCUGCAUUCAAGAUGCGUACAACUUGGCUUGGAAAGUUGCACAUGUUCUACAAGGACACGCAUCACCUUCUCUACUUGAAACAUAUUCAUUCGAGCGCCAGCCAGUUGGCAGGGGCGUUGUCACCCGCGCAAAUCAGUCGUUCCGUCACCAUGGUCCAGUCUGGGAAGCACUGGGAGUAGCACUUCCAACUCCAGCGCUGCGAACAGAAGCUCUCCACGAGCUGACGCUUGCAACUGAAAAGGGUCGCGCUCGCCGUAGUAGGCUUCAGGCAGCAAUCGAAGAGACAGAGCACGAGUACCAUGCCCUUGGCACAGAGAUGGGCCAGUAUUAUCAGAGCACUGCGGCAUACUCCGCAGACGAGAAAGAGUCAUUCUACAGCCCAGAGGUGGCGGCUCAAGAUCCUGAUCUCGUUCUCACCCGAAGUACAUAUCCAGGAUGUCGUCUUCCUCACGUCUGGCUCAAUGAUGCCAUUCCCGUGCAACGUGUCUCGAGCAUUGAUCUGGCUGGGCACGGAUAUUUCACCAUUCUUACGGGCAUUGGAGGAGAGGCUUGGAAAAGUGCAGCUUCUGAAGUUGGGGCUAGCCUUGGCAUGAAUAUCAAGGCCUAUUCCAUUGGUUUCCGUCAAGACUAUGAAGAUGUUUACUUUGACUGGGCGCGUGUUCGGGGUGUUGAUGAAACUGGGUGUGUUCUGGUGCGACCGGAUCGCGUUGUGGCUUGGAGAUGUUAUGAUGUAUUAGACGAUGAGGCCCAGUGUGCUUCCAAACUGCGAGACGUCCUGCUUAGCGUUCUGGGUCGGCAAGCAUAG